AUGCACGACCGAGUAUGGUUGAAAAAGGUCCUCAUACCAUUCUGGGUCGUUGAGCUCGGCUUUCUCUUGGUGAUUAUUAUCUUCGGCAGCUUGAGUCUUGCCACACUCGCAGAAGAGGAGGCCUCUUACCCGACUUACUACAGAGGUGUCAUCAAAGCGCUAUUCUUGGGCACUGGAGUUCUUCUCGCCAUGGCAAUCAUCAGCAUGGCCUUCGUCAUCGCAAGCAUCGUCUUGUUCGCCAGACACAGGCUCAACCCGAUCACUUUUCUCGUAUUCCAGUGCAUCAAGAUGUGCUUCUGGACGUAUGUGUUCGUUGCCAGUAUCAUAAACAUUUCGGGUAGAGGCAGCUUCGCCUCAUCUAUCAUAUUCUCGGCACCACUCUUCGCCUGCUCUCUGGGUCAACUUAUCUACGGAUCCGUCAUCAUGCAUCGCAAGCGAAAGGGACUCAUUGGGCGUGGAGAAUACACAGGUGUGAAACCUUCUUCUCAGGCAUGGGGUGGCUAUGAGAGUCCGCCCAGAGGUAGCUAUGCUGGGUAUAACCCGCAAGGAGCUCCUCCCAACCCGUUCAGAGACACGAGUCGUGCGAGCUCUCCCAACCCAGCUGCUAGGCAGGAGCCUAUGUCGUACGACACGGCGCCACCAGUCGUAAGUCAUCCGGCACACCGCAAGGGCGAAGCAGAGAUGUACAACAAUCAGGCGAGCGCUGCGAACCAGUCGUAUGAGAUGCAGAAUACGGGCUACAGAGCAAGCUAG
Recurvomyces mirabilis is the source of this 753-nucleotide messenger RNA. RefSeq lists its product as uncharacterized. The coding region runs from base 1 to 753 and encodes 250 amino acids. The transcript has 3 exons. NCBI's taxonomy places the organism in Eukaryota, Fungi, Ascomycota, Dothideomycetes, Mycosphaerellales, Teratosphaeriaceae. The record is from RefSeq and is a predicted model, not a curated record.